This is a messenger RNA of Acanthosepion pharaonis, 750 nucleotides long. The record is from the annotation of a GenBank genome assembly. Lineage: Eukaryota; Metazoa; Mollusca; Cephalopoda; Sepiida; Sepiidae.
AUGUCUUACACGGUUCGUCCGAUUACUUCUUCAACCACGAACAUUUUCUUUUCUUCGCUGCUUAUUCUUUACUCAUUUCUUUCAUUUUUAUCGAUAGUUCGUCAUAUGUUUUCGUUCGCAGCAUUCUUUUACUUUUUCUCUGAAUUCUUUUUCUCGUAUUCUUCCGUAUUGUACUGCUAUCUUCUUCCUUUUUUUUAUAUUCGAUUCUUUUUCUCCUAUACCUUCUGCUAUUUGAAAUCUGCUACCAUUCUUACUUUUCUGCAUUUGCUCGUCCUCAUCCGCUAUCUCUUUUCGUUUUCUCCGCUAACUGCCCUUUAUAGUCCGCAGCAUUUUUCUUUUUCACCUCUCUUUUCUAUUUCUCGUAAUCGUCAGCCUUCUUAUUUAAUCGUCCAUAAAGUUAUUUUCCACCAUCUUCUUUCUCUUAUUACUCUCCUGUGUUCUGUUGAUAACUGUCCCUCAGUUGCCCUACGUUUCUUUAUAUUCACCUCUUUUUUUGCUCUUUCUUAUAAUUACUGUUCAUUUUUAAUAUUUCACCUUUCUUUCUUCAUCGCCAUUUGCAUCACUGUUUUCUUCUCUUCACAGUCCUCUCCUCUCUCUCUCGCUCUCUCUCUCUGUCUGUCUCUUCGUCUCUUCAUCAUCUACUUCUUAAACUAUUUCCGUCAUCUUGUUCACAUCGUUUUUCUCUUCCUUGUCAUUUUUCUUAUUUUCCCUAAUUUUACUACAAUUUUUUUAUUAUUAUUAGUUUUCUAA